Molecule: messenger RNA, 291 nt
Organism: Linum trigynum
Lineage: Eukaryota; Viridiplantae; Streptophyta; Magnoliopsida; Malpighiales; Linaceae
Source: the annotation of a GenBank genome assembly
AUGAGCACGACGCUGGUGAGGCCGAAGAAGGGAGUGGGCGGAAGAUUUGGAGGUCAACUUGCGCAACAGACGUUGCCUGACAUGGCGCCCUUCCGGGAGAUACAGUUGCCUAUCGUGGCUGCGCAAAAUCUUCCUGCUGCUCUAAUCGCGUUGAAAGUGGUUGGUGCCGCUCUCGCACUUCCCGCCCAUAUGAAGAAUAGUGAUCUAUAUGUGGAUCUAGCUCACGCUCAAUUUCAGGCUAUGGAGGCGAGUUUUCGCGCUCAAAAGGAAGGGGCGGAUAUCAUGGCAUAG